GCUUCUUUUCAUAUGUUAAAAGCUUUUACACCAAAAGCAUUACAUCAAAAUUUUGAGUAAUUUAAUAUUGAUUUUUAUCAAAAUUUUUAAGUGAUUUUAAGGUUUUUCAAAAAUUAUUUGAAGACAUGCGCGACAAGGCAGCACCUGUGGGGGCCACAUGGUUCACCAAUCUCUCCGACUUCCAGAUCCAGGCCAUUGGUGACCUCUAUUUUGCCAUUCGGGAUGACGAAGCUCAGGGUUCUGUGUACCGCACUCAGUUCUGUUUGAGUCUCCUGGGCAUCACACCGAUGGUGAAGACGCGAAUGCUCCGGAAGCUGAUCUUAGCGUGCCGUUGCAGUGACCUGGCCUUCCUGUACUUCCUACUGGAGGCCUGUUACAAGGGCGCCGGCUUCGAGUACAGCGAACGAAUCAUUAUGUCUGCUAUCACUUACCUGGACCUGGAAAUGACGAUGCGCGAAUUGGACCGCAUCCUGCCGCCGGGCGUGGAGCGGCUCAACCGGAAGCAGCUUCCAAUUCGAACCGGAUCGCAAUCGAUAGCUAAAGAAUUUACAUGUUCACCGCAUUCAAUCCACGUUGUCUCCAAUCAGACGCCCAAGCCGAAACCCAUCCGUUCUCCGUACUUCAUGUCGCUGCCAAAGCCUAAGGUGCGUGCCACCAAUAACUUAGUAAGUCUACCGCCCCGCUUUGUGGUUACCUUUCCCUUCUGGCCGGCGGGGGAGCGCCCCAAUUACAAGGUGAACGAUGAAAGCCGAUGGUUCGCCAAUUACAAGUUCCAGCCGGUGCGGCGAAUGCUCUUCAAGGUGUUGGGCGAUAUCAUGACCGAGUACUGGACCCAGGUGGGUGCGUCAGAUGUGGACAAGGCUGCUCCCUUGUGUUUGUUUCACAAGGAGGCGCAUCGCGAGGAGCAGCUGGUCAAAGACGAGGCUUUGGUGAAAGCUCAUAAACUCUGCCUAUCGCUUGUGGACAUUACAACCCGUGAAAAUGAAGCCUUAAAGAAACGCAUUGUGGCGGAACUGGAUAAGGGUAUCGAGGAUUGCACCUUGCGGUGGCAACGGUUGCGUGGGCGUCAUCUCACGGACGUCAUGCUCCUGGAGGAUCACGACCAGAUGUGUGUCAUGGGCACGGUGCCCACGGCCACUCAGCCGAAUAAGGUGAAGUAUAUGUUCCACGAGGAGGACAUCGCCCUGCUGAAUACGUCGCCUAAGAUGGACGUUCACGUGAUCACUGGCCAAAACACCAUUAAUAAACUGGAGACAGUAAGGAUCUCAGAUCCAGAAGACGACAUUACCUGCCCAAUAGAGCCAAAAGAACAGAAGCCGAAAAGGUGCCCUCCCAGGACUACGGAUCAAAAGAAGCCAUCGCGGCAAGUGUCCAUAACGCCGAAGGCCGUCGACUCAGAGUGUGCACGGAGGAACAGGAAGAACAGGAAGCAGGGACGCUUCUUUGAAGCACAUCGAGAGAAUAGACCAUUUGUAUAUCAUUACCACGAGAUCGCGCCAAAGGAGGAAUAUCUCGCACCAAGGGACGUUAUCCGGCGGCAGAUCAUCCGAUCGCUUAGGCAGUCGGCAGACAGCUGCGCAUCCAGCGAAGAUGGCUACAAUCCACGGAUACAACCGCGGGAGCAGGUAGUGGCCGCAAUUGUUCAGUGUGCAGAAGGUAUGUGGUUCGGAUCUCUGGAGGCGCACCAGCGAAAUCAAAAGUCCAUCAAUUUGAAUCAGAACGAAUCUGACAUACCCUGCAAUAAGCCUGCCAUCCUGACUUGGACCGAGAAAAUAGAGCGCUUUGAUCCAGACAACCUCCAGCAGAUGAAUCGACUGCUCCGGGACGCAUUUACCAUACUUCGCCAGGAUCCGCGGUGCGUCUAUGCCGCCUUUCCCGAUGCCCACAAGUCAACCGUGAUGCUAGAGUGGAUCAAGAGGCGAUACGGCAAGACCUAUAGCCCUAAGGAAAUCAGCCAGGCGGUAGAACAAAGUCUGCCCUUCUUCCACCGUGUGGAUUGCAAGCUGAGGUUUGUACCCAGUGUCGACACUGAAGGCUUCGGCAACACCGCGUUCACCUAUGCGGAGCAUGGUAGCGCUGUGAAACUGGCCAAGAAAUUAAAGUUCAACUACCGCAAGCCGCUCAACGAUAAGAUUCUUGGCGUGGUUCGCUCCUGCUGGAAGGCCAUGAAUCCGCACCUCCUCACGGGCAACUCCAUGUUGAAUAGCUUCUUUGCCUAUCUACCCGUUCGCUAUGCGGAUAUGCUGCGUGUGGAAAAAUAGCGUGUACAAAAUUAAGGAAUGCAAAUAAUUUUACAUAAUAUGAUAUUUAUUUAAAAAAUUUUAAGUAUUGACCAAUUUUUAAAGUUC
Messenger RNA from Drosophila serrata, 2348 nucleotides. RefSeq names its product short spindle 5 (gene ssp5). The record is from RefSeq and is a predicted model, not a curated record. NCBI's taxonomy places the organism in Eukaryota, Metazoa, Arthropoda, Insecta, Diptera, Drosophilidae.